This is a messenger RNA of Daucus carota subsp. sativus, 857 nucleotides long. Its product is annotated as 21 kDa protein-like. The record is from RefSeq and is a predicted model, not a curated record. The transcript has a single exon. Gene Ontology annotation, molecular function: enzyme inhibitor activity. Gene Ontology annotation, biological process: negative regulation of catalytic activity. Bases 1 to 627 code for a protein of 208 amino acids. Lineage: Eukaryota; Viridiplantae; Streptophyta; Magnoliopsida; Apiales; Apiaceae.
AUGGCGAGUCUUGGCCUUUACAUGUUGCUAAUCUUCUCUUGUCAAUACACAAGUAAAACCAGGGGGUCUGUUGUGACAGAUUCAAAACCCAGCGCCACAAAUUUCAUCCGGACCUCGUGCACGGCUACUUUCUAUCCUGUAUUAUGUUUUCAGUUGCUUUCAAUCUAUGCUGGUAAAAUCCAGCAAAAUGAGCACGAACUAGCUCGAGCUGCCCUGUCUGUGAGUCUUGCCAAAGCUCAAUCAACCACAGUGUUCGUCUCUCGGAUGCCUAAAGUGCCAGGAAUAAAGCCAAGGGAGUUUCAAGCAGUCAAGGACUGCAUUGAAAAUAUGCUCAAUACCGUCAAUCAGCUUAACCAUUCGAUGAAGGAGUUUGAUCUCAUGAAUCGGGUCAGGGUUCAGGACUUUGCGUGGCACAUGAGCAAUGUGCAGACAUGGGUUAGUGCUGCUGUCACAUAUGAAAACACCUGCAUUGAUGGCUUCUCCGGGCCUCUCUUGGAAGGAAGGGUGAAGGCGGCUGUCAAGCGAAGGGUCUUUACUGUUGUUCAGGUCACUACUAACGCUCUGGCACUGGUGAAUCAGUUCAUGGAGCGACACCAAGCUACUAUUGCUCCCAUCAAUAUUCCCUAAAAUUUGGUUUGAGAACUCAAUCAAACUCGGCCUCAAGUGUUGAAGAACAUAUAUGUAUUAUAAAGCAGAGAAAAUAAGUGUAAGAUAACAAGUGUACAGUACAUAAUAUGUAUAUGAUCGAGUGUCUGAGGAUACUUCGUAAACUGUAAUGCACUCCUCUCUUUCUUUCCUGUUCUGUAGUAGUAUACUAGUAUGUAUAUAACAGUUCAUAAGGUUUAUUUUAAUUUGCA